Molecule: messenger RNA, 3115 nt
Organism: Pogonomyrmex barbatus (red harvester ant)
Lineage: Eukaryota; Metazoa; Arthropoda; Insecta; Hymenoptera; Formicidae
Product: beta-1,4-N-acetylgalactosaminyltransferase bre-4
Biological process (GO): glycosphingolipid biosynthetic process; carbohydrate metabolic process
Cellular component (GO): Golgi apparatus
Molecular function (GO): galactosyltransferase activity; N-acetyl-beta-glucosaminyl-derivative 4-beta-N-acetylgalactosaminyltransferase activity
Source: RefSeq, a predicted model, not a curated record
CCAUCUUCGUCCUAGAGGACGUCACGAGGGUCUGCGAGGGUGAUGCUCCUAGUGAGCGGAAGUGAGCAGCCCCAGGCGGCCUUUUCUCCCUUGGUGCCCGUCGAGGGAGGAGAAGGACUGCAGCAGGGUUGGUACUCGGCCCGCGGGCUGCAGCUGCAGUUGAAACUGAGGAAACGGCCAGCAAGGAGGAGUGCCUCGUGGUGCACGGCGGUGCUCCUCUAACGGCAGCUAGGAGGGAGUUAUGGUGUCUCGCGCAUGCAAUGACUGUGGCCGCCGCAGCCGUGGCACUGUGGCAUCGUGCCCACCUCUACAAGGCGCUCGCCUGCAUCGUCCUCGCCCUGAUCGCCGUCCAGUAUCUGCUUAGCGGCGGUGUCCUCGAUCGUCGCUCCAUCGAGACCAUCUUCACGAUCAACGCGACCAGAUACGCAGAUCGUUCGUAUAGGACUCAUCCGCGUGGCCUGAUCAUAUAUGGUCCAGCAACUAUCAUACCGAGUUUAGCCGCGAGUGGCAAUGUAUCCUCAACGACAAUACUUUCGAUACUGGCCAAGGGUCUCUCGAACUCGUCCAGGUCCGAAUCGAUUAAAAAUCUCGUCGGCAGUGGAACUACACGAGAAUUCCCGGCGACGAACGCAACCAUCAACGCGACGAUUCCACGGUGUCCUCUCAUCCCACCGAAUUUGGUGGGACCAGUGGUCGUCACUAAGUCACCGCCAUCGUUGUCUGAAAUGGAGAAAUCAUUUGUGGAGGUGAAGGCGGGCGGCAGAGGUCGGCCCGCGGAUUGCGUCGCCAGGUAUCGUGUCGCCAUAAUCAUUCCAUUUCGCGACCGACCGCAGCAUCUGCAGACCCUCCUCUACAAUCUGCAUCCGAUUCUGCUACGCCAGCAGAUCGCCUAUCAGAUCUUCGUGAUCGAGCAAGAAGGUACCGGGGCCUUUAAUCGUGCGAUGCUCAUGAACGUCGGUUACGUUGAGGCUUUAAAGGAAAGCACCUUCGAUUGCUUCAUCUUUCACGAUGUUGACCUACUUCCAGAGGACGAUAGAAAUCUGUACACUUGUCCCGAGCAACCCAGACAUAUGUCAGUCGCAGUAGACAAAUUCAAGUACAGACUACCUUAUGCCGAUCUCUUCGGCGGUGUAUCCGCAAUGUCACGCGAACACUUCCAGCUGGUCAACGGCUUUAGCAAUGUCUUCUGGGGCUGGGGCGGCGAAGACGACGAUAUGGCGAAUCGCAUCAAGGCCCAUGGCCUGCAUAUCUCGCGAUAUCCGGCAAAUGUUGCGCGUUACAAAAUGCUCACGCACAAGAAAGAGAAGGCUAAUCCAAAGAGGUAUGAAUUCCUGAAGACAGGCAAGAAAAGAUUCUCCACUGACGGAUUGGCUAAUCUACAGUACGAGCUAAGCGACAAACGAAAGCCGAAGCUGUAUACAUGGCUUUUAGUGAGACUGACUCCGCCGCAGCCCAGCUGAUGGCUACCAUGGCUCGGUUGAAGGCUCCUGCGCGCCAAGUUUACUCCUAAUAAGGUCAAUGCAGUCGUGUUGUGAAACCGCGUCCUUAGGGCUCACUAUUCAGAAGAAGCAAGAACGAGAAACAUUUCCGUAAAAUUUGUUUACGAGAAAAAAAUGUGAAGAUGUUCUCUGAAGACACUCUUGGAAAUGCUGGAAUUCCAAUUGAUCGACGAAGAGACGAGAUCCUGAAUGCACCGGUCAUUUUUAUUCCUAACUAAUCUAGCUGCGAACAUCUCUAGUAAUGCAAAAGUUAUGUUAUAUAGCGCAUUGAAGAAAAACGGAAAAUCCGAAUGAGAAUAAUAAAUGACAAAAAAUAUUUUUUAAGAUUUUGUUUAGCCUAAAUUAAAAAUUAAUUUUAUAUAUAUGUAUAGAUGUAUAUACAUAUAUUGAUACGCUCUUUUUGUAUAUUCAUAAUUGUUGAUUGGUGUUCUUCUGUCAUGUUAUUUUGAGAUUGAUCGUUCUUAAUAUUCUUUUUUUUCCGUUAAAAAUAAGAAAACAUUAGUAAAACGAAGGGCUAAAUUUAAAUAUGUCAUUUACAUACUGCAUUAUUCGAGAGAAACCCUAAAAUGAAUAAUUACUGGGAAUUUGACAUACAGAGAGUGUAUUAAAUCAAUGAGAAGCUAAAUCGAAUAUAACAGUGAAUAGGGAUUAGGAAGAGAGAAAGCUGUGCUUUCAUGUCGGGGAUUCGCCGCUGCGUGAGGGUCUCGUCUUCAGUUUUCCCGUCCUCUCACAGAGGGGACGUUGUUACGUGAUAUAUUUUUAUUCCUCAUAUUUUUUUAUCGCGAUGAUAGGUUAGAGAGCGUGUAGAGAAUAGCAUAUGAGCUGACGUGCCAAAGGAGAAUACAUGUGUAGAUGUGUGUACAUGUGUGCGUGUGCUGUGCGAAAAAAAAAUAGAGAGAAAAAACAGGAAGAGGACGAACAAGCUUCAAUAUCCUUCUUAGAGCCACGGUAUUAAAUACGCAAAAUAAGCUGCCAUUGCUCGAGGAGACUUUGGAGAGUCUCCGCUUUUACGGUUUAUAUGCCGUAUUCAAGAAUUACUGUGCACGAUAAAGCCUUGUUAGCGAACAGAAAGGAAUAACCAAGCAGUGAAGAUCUGAGAGAUCGUACGAUUAUCUUUUAAUAAUAAGUCAGCCAUAAUCCAGUCCUUUUGAAUUUCAGCUCGAUCCAAAAAUUAACGCAGUUAACUUCUAACACUUCCUCUAUGGAGAAACUAUCCUACGGUACUAAAAAUAGAAAGUGAUUUGUAGGGUGCGUAAUGAAAGGAUAUAUAAUGUCGCGGGUAAAGUUUCUUAUAGGGCUAAUCAUGUACGAUAUGUAAUAUGAGAGGGUUCAAAUCAUUUUUCAAGGUUGCAUAUUGCUCGUUAUACUUUGAUCUCGAAUGUACUCUAAGUUUGUAAUUCGAACUCUUAUGAUGAUAUCGGAGCUUAUUUUUUUACGAAACUAAAUUAUCGGUUGGCUCUGUUACGAGGCUCUGUUACGAGGAGGAUUGAUUUUUCUGAUGAAUAUCAGCACGAGCGACUGUGUGAAACGAAGAAAAGUACUUAAUUAAUUAUUGUUUGACAGUAAAUCAUCAAGUGUUCACAAGAUUUUGCACGCUGUCUGCGUAUAUUUAGAUU